Messenger RNA from Hyla sarda, 4596 nucleotides. RefSeq lists its product as uncharacterized. NCBI's taxonomy places the organism in Eukaryota, Metazoa, Chordata, Amphibia, Anura, Hylidae. The record is from RefSeq and is a predicted model, not a curated record. The transcript has 3 exons. Bases 140 to 1552 code for a protein of 470 amino acids.
UUUUUCAGAAGACUCAUCUACAGCUAUCUUAUUUGUGUUUAUUGUUGACUACUCUACAGAACAGCUAUAUAGAAGACUCAUCAACAGCUCUUUUCUUUUGCUUUAUUGUCUACUACUUAUCAGAGCCGCUUUUCAGAAAAUGCCGGGUUGCAUUGUCAACGGUUGCAAGUCAAGGAGCAUAAAAGGCGACCAUAAUAUCAUCAUGCAUUCCUUCCCAAGAGAGAGGGAUCGUAUCAUGGCAUGGCUAUUGGCUACAGAUCAAGAGUUUCCCAAAAUUGAUGAACUGGUUGACCACAUUCAUCUCUCUAAAACGAACAAUUAUCGGCUCUGCUCAGCCCAUUUUAAAACUACUGACUAUACCUUUAAUCCAAAUACAGGAAAACAGAGGCUCACCCCCUUUGCCGUUCCUAGUAUUUUCCCUACACGGGAUAUACAAGUUCAAGCUGCCGAGGCAGUUGAGGCUGAAAUCCUGAAUCCUCAAAAGAGGAAAAGAUUGGAUGAAGACGUAGCUUCAACCAAUGGUUUAAAGCCAGGGGAAAUGUGCCCAACCUGCCGAAAUAUUGUACCUCAUGUUAACCCAACUGAAACGGAGCCACAAGCCUCAGAGAUAACGAAAAAGGAAGCAGCAACUAUAUUUGACAGGAAUUGGGGAACCGUAAAUCAGUGUAUACAAGUAAAACCUACAACUUUCUCUAUAAAAAUACAAUGCAGAAGACUGGUAAAAAAAAAAAUCUUGAGAAAAAAAAAAUCAAGACAAAGCUUGGUAUUUGGAAACCUGCCUUCGGAGCCAUUGCAAGGUGCCAGUGUAAUAUUUUCGACUCCGAAAAAAUAUAUAGGACCAACUGGAUCAGCAACUCUUAACAGUGUACCUGAGUUUCAAGAAAGUUGUAGAGCUAGACACGAACUACUACCUGCCACGCUUUUAUCCGAAUUGACAAUUUCACCUAUACAACCUAUUGAAGACCCUGAAGUCACUGUUAUUGUGGAGGAAUCUACUCUGCAUGCCCCUAUAUCUGUUUUAGAAGUAGAUAAAAGUUUAUCAACAAUCACAACUCCAGUCUCAACAAAUGAAAGUAGUUCAAGUGAUGAUGAGGGAGACUCAGUUCAUUCAGAUGAUGAAGACUACGAAGAAGAGGACAGUCAGCAUGUGCUGAGUGAAAAAUUUGUAAAUGUAAAUGUACCACAUCAUGAAGAAAGAAAAUUCAUAGUUUAUGAAAGCUGUUUGGACACAUUACUAUACAAGAUGCCUUGUACCUCUAAUCCACCCUGCAACAAAAAAAUACUAGGAGUGUAUAAAAAAACAAAGGGAUCAUAUAUUUCAGUCUUUGCUGAAUGCGAGGCCAAACAUUUAAAACGCAUAUGGCAGAGCCAGCCCCGAUUGGGAAAGAAACCAUUUGGAAAUUUACAGUUAGCUACUGCUAUCAUUACUAGUGGAAACACUUACAUCAAAAUCCAACAGUUCCUAAAAAUAUUUAAUAUUUUGGGAAUUAGCCAGGCUACUUACUACCGUAUCCAAAAAAUAUAUAUAUUUCCUGCAAUUGAAAAUUCUUGAACAAUUAAUCAAAAAUUAGAAAUGGAAAAAAUAUCACAACAUGCAGUAUGUGUUGCUGGAGAUGGACAAUGUGAUUCACCCGGGCACAGUGCAAAAUAUUGCAUAUACACAUUGAUGGAUGUAGAGACUAACAAAAUAUUGAAUUUCAACAUUCAACAAAUCGGUAUUGGUUUAUCCUCUGUUGCCCUUGAAAAAAUAGCGUGCAAGAAUGCCUUGGAAUUUCUACUGCAAAAUAAAGUGGACAUAGACAUCAUUUGCACUGACCGGCACGUAUCCAUCAGAAAAAUGCUGCGUGAGGAAUAUAAAACAAUUGGUCACCAGUUUGAUGUCUGGCACUUAGCUAAAUCUAUUGGAAAAAAGCUACUUGCCGUCAGCAAAAAAAAACCUAAAAACUGCCAAGAUUUAGCAGAAUGGAUAGGACCAAUUAAAAAUCAUUUAUGGUGGAGUUCUAAUACUUGUGAAUGCAAUCCAGAUGAACUUGUAAACAGAUGGAACUCUGUCUUGUACCAUGUCACCAACGUUCAUUUUUGGAAGGAUGAUAAUGGUCAGGAAUCAUCUUGUCAUCAUGACCAACUCCCUGAGGACAUUCAGUCCACCCGAAAAUGGUUAAAAAAACAAAGUGCCUGUUAUGUUGAACUUGGAAAAAUUGUCAUGGAUACAAGACUACAAAAAGACCUUAGACAUCUUAGCAACUUUUGUCACACUGGAGAUCUGGAAGUGUUUCAUAGUUCACUAACAAAAUACAGGCCUAAAAGACUUCAUUUUAGUACAGACGGGGUGUAUGCUCGAACACAGCUUGCUGCUCUUGACCAUAAUUAUAAUGUGAAUAGAGUGCAAGCAGUUGUUACAAGAGAGACUGAAACUAGCGGACCUUUAGGCACACCGAGGUACAAUCUUGCCUAUUCAAAAGCCCGGAAAGAGUGGUUUGUACGAUCAGUGUAUGAGCCAACCACUCAGGAAUUCGUCUCGAAAAUCAUGCAGGAUGUAAUGGGACUUGCCGAUGGAAACAUUUCCAUAGACUGGACCUCUCGCCGGUCAACAAUGCCUUCUAAUAUAGCACCAAUUGAAAAACCAGACAAACAAUCAAUGGUUGAAAAACACCACUCAAGAUUUAAAUUUUUUACUUGUUUGUUAUGUGCUAUAUACUUGUUUAUGUGCUAUAUUGUUCAACAUGCAUAUUCAUGUAUAUUUUCAUGAGUAAAAAAUACUUUUUUUUAUUAAUGGUUUAUUAUUAUAGUGUUGUUUAUUUAAAAAUAUUAUUACUACUUGUUUUUGUGAAAUGUUUUCAUUACAGAAAAUAAAUUUUAAUCAUCAAUUGUUAAAAAAAAAAAAACGUAAAUCAAAAAUAUUCAGUUUCUAAGGAAUUAAUAUUUUUUUUAUAUGCCAUAUAAGACUACCUUUAAACAAGGUAAAAUUUUAUAGAAAACCGGGGGUUAUCUCAUACGCCAGGUGCUGCAGCUGGCCGAGAUACAAGGAGUAUGGAUUAUCUAUUUUUCAGUUGGUAUGUAUUUAAAAUUUCUGCUUUAUAUAGCAACUGACAAAUAAUAUCUUCUCUACUUUGAAUUGUUGCCAUCUUGACUAUUUAUUCCACACACAAUUCUUCACUGUUAAACAUGCAAAACAAACACAUUAGGAUCCGCAAUUAUUUUACGUGGGCAACAGAGGGGUGUAGAUGAGUGUACAUGGGUAACAGAGGGGUGUACAUGGGUGACAGAGGGGUGUAGAGGAGUGUAUAUGGUUUAUAGACGGGUGUAGAGGAGUGUACAUGUGUGACAGCGAGGACAGGAGGAUGAACAUGGUGACACGGGUGUGGACGGGGGGGGUUGACAGUUGGGGUGGGUAGAGGGUGGACCUGGGUGACACCGCAGUGACGGUGGCACCGCAGGUAUUACAGCUUCUUCACCAUGGCUCCAUUUUUGCCUCACUGGGCCGCAAGGGGGAGUGGGACACUGUGCGCAGUUCGCACGCAGGCUUCCCUUCCACCCUGCGCCGUCAGUCAUCAGCGAGCAUGCCAGGGCUGGAAAUAAAAAAAUCAACGGAAAAAUAAACUCCAACAAUGGGAAGUGUCAAAUGGAAUAGCAGUGUGCCGAGGGACCACGUUUGGGAACUGACUGGUGUAGACAGAUUAAAAUAGACAAAAUAAAAUAACCACCAUAAAAAUUUAAAUAACUAAUUAAUAUAAUAUAAAUAACAAGAUAAAUAAACAUAAAAAAAUUGUAAACAAUAAAAGUGCAAUGUAAAACUGUAGUAACAUGAAAAGUGCAGAAAGUAAGUGUCAUAGUGAAUCAAACAUCAGCAGCCAUGUCACUUGCUGGGUAUUCAUCAGGCCAGUGGAAUCCAAUAUAUUGCCCGUCAGGAUCUGGAAAUUCAGACCUAAUAAAAUUGACGACACAUGAUGGUAUUGGCUUUCGUCGUUUAGGCCCAAGGAUUCCAUGCGCAAAACAAGAGUAGGAUCUAUAAGCGGACUUGCGAAUAACCCUACAAAUAAAAUAAGAUUAAAAUAGUGUAAAAAUUAUGAAUAAUUUACAGAUAUGUGGAUUUAGAUUCAAAUUUCACAAUCGUGGGGGAAGACUUAUAAAGACCUACAUCAUGUUGUUACACUUACAUGAGUUCAUAAGGCUGUGGUGGAGCUAAAACCAUGUGCUACCGUAUCCCUGCCGUAUGGUAAAUCAUUUCAAUGAGCCGACCGGAGUGAUCCUCAGUGAGGUUGGCUCAUUUUUGUCCCGUAUGCACUUUCAACCGUACCUAAAAAGGUGAAGUAAAACCAUGGUCGACUAUGGCUUUAGGUCUGUGGAAAAAGCGCAUACAGGGCAAAAAUGAGCCAACCAUAAUCGGCAUUUCACUCCGGUCGGCUCAUAGAAAGGAAUUAACAUAUGGUUGCAUAUGGCAGGGAUACGUGAUCCCCCGGUUUUAUCUCCCCCAGCCGUAUACGCUAAAGUUUGUGUAAAUGUACUUUGAGAUUGGUAAAUUAUUUGCACACAAAAAAAUUAAUAAAAAAUAAAAUGAAUUGUAAUAGCAACUGCAAUUAUGUUCAUGUAAACACA